AAAUUGAGUCUUAUAGAUACCCAGUAACACAGUGUUCCCGCUGCUGGAGAUUUGGUCAUUAUGGUGCGCCUGUGCCCGGCCAAUCGACCAAUUUGUCCAAAAUGUGGGAAAAAUCAUGAAAACUGCGAAAAGAUCGAUUUUACGUGCAGCAAUUGCGGCGGUAGACACAUGGCACUGUCCAAAAAUUGUCCAAUAUAUAUAAGAGAACGAAAAAUUCGUGAUCUGAUGUCCGAGUUUAAUUGCUCAUACAAAAGAGCACUGACCUUAUACGUUCCUCCCUCGCCUCCUCCUUCAAGAAGCGUUGAAAGUAACUUCCCGAUUCCUGAAUCUGAAAAAGAAGCAGAUGAUACGGUGGCGCCGUCAUCUUCAACCAGCAGUUCUACGAACACUUCAGAUACAGCAUCAAAAACGCCCCAAUCGUAUGCUCAGACAGCGAAAGAAAGGAAGGAAAAAAAGCAAAAAGGUAAGAAGACAGGAAACCGCGAAUUAGAUUGUAAUGCUUAUAUUCUCGAAGCGACUGAUAGAAGUUCAUCAAUAGAAGGUGUUUCCCAUACAGAAAGAGAACAGGAACCAGCGGGAGCUCGAAAUAGGCCGGAAAAAAAGCGUACGUUUUCGUGGAUAGUGCUUUGGGAUAAACUUAAAACACAAUUGUUAAAUGAAGCGGCACCCUUGGAGGACAGGAUAAAGAAAUGUAUUGACAUAAUUUGGAAAGCGGCUAUAUCCUUUGCAGUACAGUACCUAUCGGAAAUUCCUUGUCUUAGUUUUUUGAACAGUUAUGGAUAGUAAAGACAGAACCUCCUCAGUAAACGUACUUCAAUGGAAUGCGCAAAGCCUUAGGCCAAAGAAAACAGAGUUCGAGGCACUUUUAUAUCAGGAAAAAAUUCAUGUAGCACUAGUA
Cydia pomonella (codling moth) is the source of this 898-nucleotide messenger RNA. RefSeq lists its product as uncharacterized. The record is from RefSeq and is a predicted model, not a curated record. Lineage: Eukaryota; Metazoa; Arthropoda; Insecta; Lepidoptera; Tortricidae. The coding region runs from base 61 to 783 and encodes 240 amino acids. The transcript has a single exon.